Molecule: messenger RNA, 4533 nt
Organism: Hyla sarda
Lineage: Eukaryota; Metazoa; Chordata; Amphibia; Anura; Hylidae
Gene: DDN
Product: dendrin
Exons: 4
Coding region: 60-3815 (1251 amino acids)
Source: RefSeq, a predicted model, not a curated record
UAACAAAGCAGCAGAGCUGGAUGGAGACUGGGACAGUCAGGUUUUGAAGCCGAUGCAGGAUGGAAAGUCACAGAUGGAUGGACUUGGAUGACUCCUGGGAAUACAGUACAAACCCCAGAAGGCAGCCAGAUAGUCUCCUGAAAUACAGCACUUUACCAGGCCGAAAUCCUGAUCAUUACAGAGCAGCAGCUGAUGUCUCCAGAAGAACCGCAGACGAUAGAGGGAAAUAUGGCACUAUACCUGGCAGGUACCUUAACAAAGCACCAAUGAGAGGUCAGUCUCCAUACAGAUUAUUGUCUACCACCCGACUCCCAAAGGGUGCAGUUUUGCAAGAUUCAACAAACUGGGGUUCCAAUAUGCCCUCAAUUCAUAGAGGGUCCACACUAGGGGGGAUGGAUAAAAAAACUUACAGACAAAGUGAGCCCCGGAUAAGAGAACCAUUCCAUUAUAAGUGGGACAAUGAUAUAGCUAGCAUUUAUGCUACUGAAUAUGAAAGAAAAAGACAAAGGUUGCCAGGUGAUCCAUGUAGAGAGAUAAACCAUUCUUCUUCUAGUAAUGAGAAACAGAAAGGAAAGCUGAUACAGAUGGACUCCAUCUAUGGAAAAUGGGAAGCAGAUUAUAUAUUGGAAAAAAAGAUGAAAGAGCUAAAGUAUGAUGAGUGGGUACCGCUACAUAGUCUGCCCAAAGCUCUACAGAAUCAACUACUAGCACAAACAAGCAAGGUGGAACAUCAAGAGAUGGAAAAAAGUAAAUCAGCUACAACCAAUUCUCGAGAUACAAAUCAGGAAAAAAGAAGUUGGUGGUCUAAGCUUGUCAAAUCUGCUAAAUCCGGAGUAUCUAAUCCAGCUAUUGCUGACCCCUCUCCAGACAAAGCAAAUAAAAUAUAUUUGGAGCCAAGCUCCUUAAUAAAUCACAAACAAGAUGUCCUAAAAGAAAAUCAGCCACAAUUAAGAAAAAGAAAAGUUCCCCCACCUUAUGUUCCUCCUCCUUCUUAUGACUACCCACAUCGUUUCUUCCCUGUUAAAAAAGAAAAAGUUCAUCACUCUGGGCGCACUACUCAGAAGCCAUCUGCUCAAAUUCUACCUCUACAUGACAAUGAGGACUGUCACGAAAGUAGAGAAAAAGUGCCAAGGUACAGUGUGGAGAGCACCAGAGCUGCCAAGGCAAAUGUAUCAUCAAGUACAAAUAUACAGGAAAACAGAAUGGAAGAAGACAAAAAGAAAACAUCUGACCAAGAUUUACAGAGCAUGAUUCAAGGCAGAAAGCUUCCUCGAGCCCAUAGCGCCUGGACAGGACCUAACUCUGAUGAGUUUCUUGAUCAUAUAUACGAGUGUGUAGAAGGCACAAGCUCGCCACUUACUCACAAGACACCUAACUUUUUAAAACCAAAAUCUGACCUUGACUUACAGACUGGUAAAAUGAUAUAUGGAACAGUUUCAUUUCCCCUUCAAAGGGACACAUCAAUGCCCUACACAAAGUACGCAAGUGACAAAGCAAUAUGUGAUGAAAUUGAAGCAGCGAAAAGAAAAAAUAAGAUCAUUGAAAAUAGCCAACGCCUAAUGCCACCCUUUGAUGUUCGCCCGCCUAUUCCUCUGCAUGGGGUAAAACUGCCACGAGAGUUAGGAUUCAGCUAUGCGAGUGGAGAUUUUCAAAAUCCUGAUAAAAGAAUCCAAAGAGAUUAUAUAAACAUUAUUAAACACGAUAGUGAACAAGGACAUGAAUGGAGAAGACCAUUAAGGGUUAUAUCGAGCAAAGAAUCAAAGACAAGAGGUCAUUCAAAGUCUUCUACAAAUAGGGUUGAGUAUGGACGAUACAGUCAUACGCUUCCCUUGAAAAAACAAUAUAUGAAACCACAUAUGCAAGAAGAACUAAAACAUGGUGAUUCUAGAAAACAAAGGGUUUCCUAUCAUGAUACAGAAUUUCCUAGAUGGAGAGAGACUGGAAACAUCAACACUUUACCUGGCAGAAGCCGUGAUCAUAACCGUUGGAGAUAUCCUGAUGGACUGAAAAUUAGUAAGAAAUCCAGUUCAUAUGAACGUCAUCGUGAUGGAGGUAGAAGUCAAGCUGAGGAAAUUCAGCCUGUGUUAUCCGAUGAGAAUGAGGGACUUUUUGUCAUUGAUGCAACUUGUGUAGUUGUUAAGGCAGAGUACAUCUUUCCACCAGUAAUGGAGCAAGUGAAAUUUGUACCUGAUGAGAAACCUAAAGGGGAAACCUUAGCUGUUCGAGACUUCUCUGAGAGUCUUAUUAGAAAAGAGAAAGCACCUCACUCAUCUUCACAUUCAAAGCCAAGGUCAAGAUUAGCUCAACAGCCAAUCCCUCAAAAGAGCCAUCCUAAAGCCCAGCACUGCAGUCAAAUGUCCCCACAGAGGGAGUCCUCAACCCUCAAAGAAAGAGCAGUCCGCAUUUUAGGGCUUUCCAUUGGAGAAUUAGAGUAUCUCAAUGACGCUCGAGAUCAGCACCAACCCAAUGGGUCUUUGACAACCAUUAUUAAAACUGAUCAGGGGCACAAAAUGAAUAAGCAAGAACCCGAGGUAUUGACUCACAAUGGUUAUAAUAAAAAAGAAUCUAAGAUCCGGAAUUAUAAAGAAAUGCCUUGUAUUUUAGAGGAUGUAGAUUCUAUUCCAGCUGUGCUAGAGGCUGAUAAUGAUAGCGGGCUCCCACCUAAAAGUCCAAUGUGUGAUAAUGGUACUAAGGAGAUUAAAGGACUGGGAUCAGAACAAAAUUUACUUAUUCUUGACGUACAGAACACGAAUAGCUCAGAACCAUCUAACAUAAGUGUUCAAAAUGUCCAGAUUCUAGCAACACCAAAUCCCCUUGAAUGUCCUGAAUCAGAAAACUGCAUUGGAAUAAAUGCUUAUCCAAAUGUAGUUUCUGAUGGCAUGGAACUUGUUCCAACCAUGAAUGAACAUCCACAGGAGGACGUGGAAACAAUUGUAACUGGACAGAACUGUGAACCAUCACCUGACCCAUUGGAUACACAGCUCCCAGAAAAGUUAAGACAAUGUAAAGGCCAGUUAUUUGAGUUAGUGGAGGAAGAGUGUCAUGAUAAGCAUAACAAAAUAUCCACAGUUACUGAAAAGAACACUAGUGAAGAAAAUCCUACAAUAUUAAUGAACGAGGAUCAUUGCAAACCUACAAAACACAUACCAGAUAUUACAAAGCCUCAGGUAUGUGUGGUGCCAGAUGUAGGAGGUAGGCAAAGAAAUAGUGAUAUCUGUUUGGAUCAAACAGAUGGAACAUCAUCAUCUAGGAGCAUGAUGAAAGCAUAUUCUAGAAGACCAAAUUACUAUGCCAAAGAUCUCAGGGAGGCUGUCUCCCGUAUUAGGCGCCACACAGCCCCGGAUUCUGACACGGAUGAAGAUCUAGAGAGGCCUUCUUCUGACUCGGUGGAGCAGGUUUCUGAAGAAUGUGUCACUUCAUGCAGUUCAGACACCUCAGAUUCUGAAGUGACAGUAAUACUGUGUGAAGACACAUCACCCAUUACAGAAGAUACAGCUAGUGAAGGAAUGAGUGGACACAGUGAAGAUGUCUUCUCAGAGGACAGUAUGGUAGCAGAAACAUCACCAACAACAUUGCAGAAAGGUGAAUUUGGUGAUCAGUCUAAAAUAUUCCCAGUGCUUGAAUUAGAAGCUUCAUAUGAUCUGAACACCUGUAUAGAGGAAAUACUUCAGGACUUACAUAAGACCGAACAGGAAUUCUUCUCAAGCUGUGAAGAUCAGAGUAAAGGCCCAGCAGAUUCUGGUGUGAUGGACCUGCUAACAGGAAAUAAACUCCUAAACACAGUUCUGGAUAUGGAGUCUUCUACAGCAGAAUGAAAGGUAUAAGGGAAAUCUUCAGCGCAAACAUAAAGCUGACGUUGAGUUUUUCCCUCAGGUCUUCGUACCAGCUCUGGCUUUCAGAGGAAAGUUGUAUAUUGGCAAAGGCUUGGCAGAAGAGUGGACAGAAUCUAGAAAUGUUGGUCGGCCUCUAGUCAUUUUACCCUUAGAAAGAAUGCUGCCUGUACAGCUGGUUUUCAUAGAUUCAGUGUCAUGUAUACGAGAUGACAUUACUUGCAGUGAUAUCCAUGUACAUGUAUUAUCUUAUAUUGAGCUAUCCAAGAAUUAUCCCUUCAUGAAUCUGGAUCGGUUCUUGUAGCCCACUCGAUGUUUAUAAAGAAGAGAGAGAACACUUUAAAGGGGUUGUUUCACAAAGAAAAGUUGGUAAAAUCACAUGUGUACCACAUACAUACAUACAUACAUACAUACAUAUGUGUACAGGAGGACAAAUAUUUUUAAGUAAAAUAACUUACAUCCCUGUAGUGUUCUUCUCUCCAAUGGAUUUCAUAACUUCCUGGUUUACUGUCUGACCUCUGACCCUGCUGUUUCCAUGUGCAGCAGAGACUAACUAAGCCAGUGCUUCUUGGACAGACCUGGUGACUGCAGAUAAACUGAGCAUGUGUGACCACCUUAGUGGGUUAUAACCAAGGACAGCAGGUUAUCAAAACAGGCACAUGGAGUAGGAAGUAUACUAUGGUCCCUCUCCCUCAAGUUACAA